Messenger RNA from Toxotes jaculatrix (banded archerfish), 1565 nucleotides. RefSeq names its product paired box 7a (gene pax7a). The transcript has 9 exons. Gene Ontology annotation, biological process: anatomical structure development; regulation of transcription by RNA polymerase II. The record is from RefSeq and is a predicted model, not a curated record. NCBI's taxonomy places the organism in Eukaryota, Metazoa, Chordata, Actinopteri, Toxotidae. Gene Ontology annotation, molecular function: DNA-binding transcription factor activity, RNA polymerase II-specific; RNA polymerase II cis-regulatory region sequence-specific DNA binding. The coding region runs from base 42 to 1565 and encodes 507 amino acids.
UUGAGCAGAAUCUGUUUGGUGUUUGUCUGAGUAGCUGCAGGAUGGCUACUUUACCAGGAACAGUGCCUCGGAUGGUGCGCCCUGCGCCAGGCCAGAACUACCCCCGAACCGGCUUCCCCUUGGAAGUAUCCACCCCUCUGGGCCAGGGUAGGGUGAACCAGCUUGGCGGAGUGUUCAUCAACGGGAGGCCCCUGCCAAAUCACAUCCGACACAAGAUAGUAGAGAUGGCCCACCACGGCAUUCGACCCUGCGUAAUCUCGCGACAACUGCGAGUUUCUCACGGUUGUGUCUCCAAGAUCCUCUGCCGGUACCAAGAGACCGGCUCGAUCCGUCCGGGGGCCAUAGGAGGCAGCAAGCCCAGGCAGGUGGCAACUCCUGACGUGGAGAAGCGGAUCGAGGAGUACAAGAGAGAAAACCCGGGUAUGUUCAGCUGGGAGAUCCGGGAUAAGCUGCUGAAGGACGGGGUGUGCGACAGAAGCACAGUUCCUUCAGGUGAGGCUUCAUCUGUGAGCUCCAUCAGCCGCGUUUUGAGGGCCCGAUUUGGCAAAAAAGAUGACGAGGAUGACUGUGAUAAGAAGGAUGAAGAUGGAGAAAAGAAAACAAAGCAUAGCAUCGAUGGCAUCCUCGGUGAUAAAUGUAACCGCACAGAUGAUGGUUCAGAUGUAGAUUCGGAGCCUGACUUGCCCCUGAAGAGGAAGCAGAGGCGCAGUCGCACCACCUUCACUGCUGAGCAGCUGGAAGAGCUGGAGAAGGCUUUUGAAAGGACACAUUACCCAGACAUCUACACCAGGGAGGAGCUGGCUCAGAGGACAAAACUCACAGAGGCGAGAGUACAGGUGUGGUUCAGCAACAGACGAGCUCGGUGGCGUAAACAGGCCGGUGCCAAUCAACUAGCAGCCUUCAACCACUUGCUUCCAGGAGGAUUUCCACCCACAGGAAUGCCAACUUUACCCACAUAUCAGCUACCAGAGUCCAGCUACCCCAGCACCACGCUAUCGCAGGAGGGCAGCAGUACAUUGCACAGACCCCAGCCCCUGCCUCCAUCCUCCAUGCACCAGGGAGGUCUGAGUGCUGACAGCAGCUCUGCUUAUGGCCUGUCGUCCAAUCGUCACAGCUUCUCCAGCUACUCUGAUACUUUCAUGAGCCCCUCAGCAUCCAGCAACCACAUGAACCCUGUCGGCAACGGGCUCUCCCCACAGGUGAUGAGUAUCCUGAGUAACCCCAGCGCCGUACCCUCCCAGCCCCAGCACGACUUUUCUAUUUCCCCCCUGCACAGCAGCCUGGAGAGCUCCAACCCCAUCUCAGCCAGCUGCAGCCAGCGCUCUGACACCAUCAAGAGUGUGGACAGCCUGGCCUCAUCCCAGUCAUACUGCCCCCCCACCUACAGCGCCACCAGCUACAGCGUGGACCCCGUCACUGCAGGCUACCAGUACAGCCAGUACGGCCAGACUGCUGUAGACUACCUAGCUAAGAACGUGAGCUUGUCCACCCAGAGGCGGAUGAAACUUGGAGACCACUCAGCCGUGCUGGGACUUCUGCAGGUGGAGACGGGACAGGCCUACUAA